AUGGCUGAAGCUUCCAACUUCCUUUCAAGUCAGCGGAUUGCAGUUGUGAGUGGAGGCAACAAAGGGAUAGGAUUAGAAAUAUGUAGACAACUAGCAUCAAAGGGGAUAGUGGUGAUUUUAACAGCAAGAGAUGAGAAAAAAGGGAAUGAAGCUGUUAUUGAUAUGUUAAAGAUGUAUGACCACCCAAAUUAUAAUGUCAUUUUUCAUCAAGUUGAUGUGACUGACAUUUCUAGUAUUGCAAGACUCAAAGAUUUCAUCAAGGAUAGAUUUGGCAAACUUGAUAUCUUGGUGAAUAAUGCGGCAAUUCUUGGAGUGCUUUUGGAUAAAGAAGUUAUUAUAAGCCCACAACAAGACUUAUUCGUUGAGAAGAUAAACGUAGCCACUCAAACUAUUGAUAUAGCUGAAGAAUGUAUAAAAACAAAUUACUAUGGUGCAAAAUGGAUGAUACAACAAUUAUUACCUCUACUUCAAUUAUCUGAUUCACCACGUAUUGUCAAUGUCUCCUCCUCUGGUGGAAAAUUAGAGAAAGUACGCAAUGAAUGGGCUAUUGGAGUCUUAAAUGAUUGUGAUAAUCUAACAGAAGACAAAGUGGAUGAGGUUUUGAAUGUUUUUCUCAAAGAUUUUAAAGAGGGUUUGCUAGAAAUAAAAAAUUGGCCAACAACUGUAUCUGCUUAUGUCCUAUCAAAAGCAGCCCUAAAUGGUUACACAAGAGUAUUGGCAAAAAAUUACCCAAAUUUUCUCAUAAACUGUGUUUGUCCAGGUUAUGUGAAAACUGAUAUAUGUUGCAAUUGUGGCACAUUAACUGUUGAAGAGGGUGCUCAAAGUCCUGUUUGGCUUGCUCUUUUACCUCAAGGAAGUCCAUCAGGAAACUACUACAUUAGGAAAGACCUUUCACCUUUCUAA
This is a messenger RNA of Solanum verrucosum, 903 nucleotides long. RefSeq names its product (+)-neomenthol dehydrogenase-like. The record is from RefSeq and is a predicted model, not a curated record. The transcript has 5 exons. The coding region runs from base 1 to 903 and encodes 300 amino acids. Lineage: Eukaryota; Viridiplantae; Streptophyta; Magnoliopsida; Solanales; Solanaceae. Gene Ontology annotation, cellular component: membrane.